This is a messenger RNA of Cercospora beticola, 1544 nucleotides long. Its product is annotated as sugar phosphate isomerase/epimerase family protein. Lineage: Eukaryota; Fungi; Ascomycota; Dothideomycetes; Mycosphaerellales; Mycosphaerellaceae. The record is from RefSeq and is a predicted model, not a curated record.
UUCACUUGCAGCAUCACCACUGAGCGGGACACACCUCUUCAGCUCAGCCUCGAUUCGGAUGCAUAUGAAAAACUCCCUAUGAAGCAGGUGGGUCUGUUGACAGGGUUGAUGAACUGAUACACGCUGUGAUGCUACGCGAUGUCGUACUACACAUACCCGCGCCUGCACAGGCAUUCACUAUGCCGCAUGCCUCAUCAAAACUCGCAACGUAACAUUCACUUGUGAAUAUAACAUCUUCCUACAAUCGCUUCAAACUCUGUUUAAGCCACAAGACAAGCUAGUUCUUACUCCUUCAAGACUUCCAAGAAUUGCCAUCCAACAUGUCUUGCCGACCAGCGAUAUGCUCCCACAGUCUUGGCCGAGCAUGGGUCCAUGAUAUGCCCUCCAAGUUGGAUCAAGCUGCACGUUACGGUUUCGAUCUCGAACUCUUCUACGAAGACCUCUAUUACGUAGCGAAGGAACUGCCUGGAGGCGCGACACCAGAGAACCACAUCCGAGCGGCCAGAUAUAUCCGCCAACUAUGUGACGACCGGGGUAUCGCUAUUAUGUGCCUGCAACCGUUCAUGCACUAUGAUGGCCUACGAGACCGACAACGACAUGCGGAACGAAUCGAGGAGAUGAAGCUCUGGGUCGAAAUGGCACAUAUCCUCGGAACGAAUCUCAUCGCCAUUCCCUCGACAUGCCUCUCGAAUGACGAAGUGAGUGGAGAUGUGGAUCUCAUCACAGCAGACCUUCGAGAGGUAGCAGAUCUCGGAGCACCCGAAGGCAUACAAUUCGCAUACGAAGCCUUGGCUUGGGGGACACACGUCGACAGAUGGGAGCAAGUAUGGGAGAUCGUGCAGCGAGUGGACCGACCAAACUUUGGGAUAUGCUUCGACACAUAUAACUUCGCCGGAAGAGUCUAUGCCGAUCCUACGUCGCCUGAUGGGAAGACACAGAAUGCGGAUGCGGAUAUGGCAGCGUCGUUAAAGCGUAUGGUGCAAACAGUCGACGUCGCAAAGAUCGCAUACAUCCAAGUGGUCGAUGCAGAGAAGCUGGAGAAGCCUUUAUUGGAAGGCCACGAGUUCUACAACCCGGAGCAAUGCGCACGAAUGAGCUGGUCGAGGAACUGCCGAUUAUUCUAUGGUGAACAAGAGCGAGGUGCAUAUCUCCCGAUUUACGCCAUUCUCAAGGCACUGCUUGUCGACCUUGGGUUUGAGGGAUACAUCAGCGCGGAGAUGUUCAAUCGAAGUCUCGCAGAGUCAAGUCCGAGUGUUCCGGAAGAGCACGCCCAGCGUGCAGCGGUGUCAUGGCAGAAGAUCGUAGAAGACUUUGGGCUCAACAGGCGGACAAGAUCUGUGAGCACCAGCCAAUCUGCCGUGGAAGGAGCGCCGAGAGCGCAAUUGUGAUACUGUUGUGAGGGGGUUUCAGUCGAACCAUCAAGCGUCAUGAUAGACUUAGAAUUAUUAGAGCCAGAUCAGCUUAGAUACCCAGAGAUCUGGAAUAGUAAUGGUAGUGCAUGAAGCACUCUUUCUCGUGAUCCAUGCCUGCCUUCAAAUAUGUUG